GAGACACACGCAGUGAAGAAACACAACCAACAAGAGGGUCUCUUUACCUGUCAUGGGAAUCUAACCACCAGCUCGUACUGUGUGCCUGUCAGAGAGCUUUUGUCCAGACGGAUCAUUUAAGAGCAGGUAUGAAGACUGUGGAGCCCAUUUCAGUCGUACAGAUCCUUUUUCUGCUGGUUCUGGUCACCUCAAGCUACAGCAUACAGGGAGCACCUCGCAUCAUCACCUUACUGGAGACAGUGGAUGUACUACUGGAUCACAAUGCAACCUUCAUUUGUGAAGUGGAGUCACGCCCCCCUGCUGACAUCACCUGGACCAAGAAUAACCACCCAAUUAUGUACUAUGACCCCCGGUACAUUACCAGGGAGCAGGGACAGAUGCUAAUCAUCCCUCAUGUAAGAGAGUCAGACAAUGGAGAGUACUGCUGCCUCGCCAAUAACGGCAUCGGAGAGCCGGCCAAGAGCUGUGGAGCGCUGCAGCUAAAGAUGAAACCGCAGAUCAAACGCCAUCCUACCAAUUUAACCCUUCUGGUAGAAUCCAAAGCAGUGUUACCCUGUGUGACACUCGGCAAUCCCAAACCAGAUGUGACCUGGCUCAAAGAUGAUGAGCUUAUCAAGAUAAGUGACCGUGUCACCAUUCUCGACUACGGUGCAUUGAAGAUUCAUAACAUACAAAAGGAGGAUGCGGGACAGUAUCGCUGUGUGGCCAGGAAUAGCUUUGGUUUGGCCUUUUCAAAGCCUGUCACCAUAGAGGUACAGGCUCCAGCACGAAUCCUGCGGGUUCCAAAAGAGAAGAGAGUAGCGUAUGGCAGCCAGAUUACACUUGACUGUAACGCCACAGGAAAUCCGAUCCCCACCAUCACCUGGCUGGAAAAUGGGAAUACUAUCUCAGGCGCAUCGGUUGAGGAGACCUUGGUGGGAGAGGUGAUCCUGUCUGUUCUUAAAGUGACAGUGAACAAGCCCGCUCUGUAUACCUGUCUGGCCUCCAACAGACACAGUGCUGGAGCCAACACCGUCAAAGCAACUGCAAGAGUCACCGUCGCAGAGUGGAGACUCUACAAGGGUGUUGCAGGCUACUGCAGCGCCUACCGAGGUGAUGUUUGCCGCACCGUCCUGCGAGAUGAUUCGCUAGUUUUCUUCAACUCCUCCCUCUCGGACCCCGAGGACAUGCAGGAGUACCUGGUUCAGAGCUGGUGGUCGGAGCUGGAAGGACUCAGUAUGCUGUGUAGCCCGGCAAUACGCUCACUGCUCUGCCACUCCUCCUUCCCUGACUGCAACCCAUCAGGGUUAGGACCUGCACCUAAACCUGUCUGCAGAGAACACUGCCUGGCAGUAAGGGAGCUGUACUGCCAUAAGGAGUGGCUGGUACUAGAGAGCACCAGUUCAGUCCAGCCUGGGCUGUUCAGCUCUGUCACUGGGUCCCACACUUCCAGUUCACUGCUGCCCAACUGUCAGGCUUUACCGAGUCUUCGCACAGACCCUGAUGCUUGUACACAUGUCCCUUUUGUAGACAUCAAGAAAGAUCAAAUUACAAUGACGUGUUACAAUGACAGAGGCCGUUUCUACCAAGGCAGUGUGAAUGUGACGAGGUCUGGGAUACCGUGUCAGCCAUGGAGCCAACAGGUUCCCCACCAGCACCGCCUGUCUGUGGAUGUCAUUCCAGAGUUGAGGAACUCAGACAACCACUGUAGGAACCCAGGAGGAAUCAGCGACAAGCCCUGGUGUUACACCUCAAAUCCCAACAUUCGUUGGGAGUACUGCACCGUGCUGCAGUGUGGGGAAGCGAAUACAGCAUCAGUGAUGAAGCCAGAGUCUGCGGGCCCCCAUCAGACACCCCGUCUUCCUCCCACAACCACUAUAUCAUCACCAGCUUACUCCAUGUCUGUCAUUGUUAUCAUACUGACUGCAAUUGCAGCUGCAGUCUUCCUCACUAUCAUCAUCCUUGCCUGCUGCAGACGGAGGAAGCAGUGGAGGAACCGUAAAAGAGUGAUGGAGACCCCGACGCUUAGUGCUCUUCCGUCAGAGCUCCUGCUGGACCGACUCCACCCCAACCCCAUGUACCAGAGGGUUCCUUUGUUGCUGAACUCAAAGCUACUGGCCCUCGAGUACCCACGAAAUAAUAUUCAAUAUGUUAGAGAUAUUGGAGAGGGAGCCUUCGGACGUGUUUUCCAAGCCAGAGCGCCAAGUCUGCUGCCCCUGGAGCCUUUCACGAUGGUGGCUGUGAAGAUGCUGAAGGAGGAGGCCUCAGCUGACAUGCAGAAUGACUUCCAAAGAGAGGCAGCGCUCAUGGCCGAAUUUGACCAUCCGAACAUCGUGCGACUCCUAGGUGUGUGUGCGGUGGGUAAACCCAUGUGUCUGAUGUUCGAGUACAUGGCCAACGGUGAUCUCAAUGAGUUCCUGCGUCGUCGAUCUCCGACCCAGUCAGUGCACACCCUGAGCCACGCCAGCCUAUCGGGUCGCAGCUUCUCCUCUGAGGUGGAGGCGGGACUUCUCUCCUGUACUGAGCAGUUGUCAAUUUCCAAGCAAAUUGCCGGAGGAAUGGCCUACCUAUCAGAGCGCAAGUUCGUCCAUCGUGACCUCGCGACCCGGAACUGUUUGGUAGGGGAGGAGAUGGUGGUGAAGAUCGCGGACUUCGGCCUCUCCAGAAACAUCUACUCGGCUGACUACUACAAAGCCAAUGAGAAUGAUGCCAUCCCCAUUCGCUGGAUGCCCCCAGAGUCUAUUUUCUACAACCGCUACACUACUGAAUCGGACGUGUGGGCUUAUGGUGUGGUGUUAUGGGAGAUUUUCUCCCAUGGGAUGCAACCGUACUACGGUAUGGGUCAUGAAGAGGUUAUUUACUAUGUGAGGGAUGGUCACAUCCUCUCCUGCCCUGAGAACUGUCCCCUGGAGCUGUACAAUCUGAUGAGGCUUUGUUGGAGCACACACCCAUCAGAUAGGCCCAGCUUCAGUAGUAUACAUCGGAUACUGGAGCGUAUGCAUCUGAACACACUAAGCAUCAAUGAAGCUGACCCUGAGCCUGACUGCUAACCUGGGACAUUUUCACAAAAAUACAUCUGUCUCUGUGCAAGAAAACAAUGAGUUAUAUAGUGAUUUAGUGCCUUUAAAUGAACUCUGACACUGAGCCUGAGCACAUACUGAAUACUUCGUAAAGUAACUUCAGCCUUUUCCUUGCCCAAUUUCCUGAGUGAGUGAGUGAGUGAGUGAGUGAGUGAGUGAGUGAGUGAGUGAGUGAGUGAGUGAGUGAGUGAGUGAGUGAGUGAGUGAAUGAAUGAGUGAGUGAAUGAGUGAGUUACACUAUUGGCUGGCCGAGUGUUUCCCAUUGGCUGUUGCUCUGAGGUUUGACAGCAGUUUUAAUUUUUAUGCACCUAUAAGCAUCAGGCAACAAAUCUAGCAACUUUUUGGACAAACCGUGACUAUUUUCUAUAGAAGACACUUGCCAGGAUUGCCCUGUAAGUGAGAGGCCAGCUCUGUCUACUCUGUUCAGUGAGUGACAGAGAGACAGAGCAGCAGUUUGUUACCCGGAUUAAGGCUGUAUGCUGUGUGAGACUAUAUAAGGAAGAUAUUAUGUCACUUCUAACUUUCUCUCUGAGUGAUCAUUUUACAUGUAAAUAUGGCUGAAAUCACAGCAGAGUCUUUGCCAUUAACUUAUGUGUUUGGUGUCCUUUUAUAAACAUAAAAUCAGGAUUUUAGCAGCAGCAGAGCAGCAGCUUGGAGUUGACUGCUGGUAAACAUGUGGUCUUGAUGGGUUGCAUUUCAGUCACUAUUUCAUACUUUUUCAAUUGUCUGACAACAGAAACAGAAAAACAUGUAAAUGAGAACAGUUUUAUUGGAAAUCUGAAUGUAUUAAAUUACUGUAUAUGUGAGCACAGAGAGUAAGAGAGAAACAAACAGAUAAAGGGCUUAAACUGGCUGACACUAAGCUGAAUGCAAAUAUGACAUGAUGACGUCAGGAAUAUGCUACUUAGUGUAUUACUAACACCUGUUAUAGUUUAUUACAUUUGUGUAUUACUUACGUCUUUAAUUCAGGACCCUUUGCCAGCACAUGAACAUGACUCUAACCCCAACCCCAGAGCCUUAACCUUUGAAGACUUGAAGCCACUAACCAUGCAGCUAUACCCCAAACCAUUUAAAAAAUGUUGUGCUUCAUCCAUUGCAUGUAGAAUUAUUUGGGAUUUUUUUCUCUUUUUCAUUUUGAACUGUCAAGGUGUUAUUAAAUCUGACAACUGAACAUUAAGGUUAGAAAUUGAAUGGAACACGACAGUUAACACUUCAUAGUAACUAAACAUUUUUUUCUUCUUAUAGUCGCAUCUAGCAAAUUCCACAGUGGCACACAAUCACUUUAAUCCAGUGCUGUUGAUUGUUUUUAUAGAAACGUUGCUAUUCCAUUUAUGGGCAUUCUUCAUAUGUAUAUUCCAGAGGCAGCUGGUGACUCAAAAAAAUUGGGAGGACAAGAGGGAAGCAAACCCACGGUGUCGUGUUAUUUUACAGUGGCUGGCUACUAAUCUCUACUUAUUUUUGUUCAAUGAAAAUUUAACAGUAAAACAAUGGCAUCAUUGCAAUGAUGAAAGAAUCGUUAAAAAAUAUUAAGGAUGUUAAAUGGCAAAAAAAGCAUGAUGGUUGUGCCUGAAGGAGAAAGAAGAGGAAGAUGAAAUUCAACAUGGUUGACUAGAAGAGUCUUUAGCAACAAAAUUAAUAUACUUCUAUAGCAAAUAUAUUAAGAUGUUGCCACCAAACGCCUGCCGUGGGUCCAGCUUGGAUAGCUGAGGCAUCCUGCCCUCCUCUGCCCCCAUGGACCAGCCUCCUCUGAUAUACAAAUUUUUUUUCUUUCUUCUUCAUCAUGUUGUUGUUGAUCUUUGUCUUUUUUGUUGUUAACCACACUUUUUUGAGUCUUUGACACACAGAGUUUGAUAUAAGAAAAUUACAGCAGGCACAGGUAAAAUUUGUUUCAAGUUUUAUUAAUGAAUUCUUCCGACUUGCGUCAUCAUCGCCCGUAAGGCUCUCACUGAAACACAGACACACACAUUUGUUUAAUCAUAAUUUUACAGAACUUCAUUAGCCGGAUUCAUUUCCGUUUCUUAAGAUAGAAUCUUUAGUGAGUGAAAAAUGGCCAAACUGUCCUUUUAUGUGAAAAAAUAUCCUCAUUCAGAAUGACUAAAUAUAUCCCUCUGAAUGAUUACAUUUUUAAUUGGCUCUCACAAAGACAGAACUUCUCUCUUACACAUCAAACUUUCUUCUGGUUCAACUGUGUAAAAUUUGAUUAAUGUGUUAUGACACAGUAUGAGCACAUGCAGCAUCAACAUCUCUUGUAUCAUCAGUCAUUUUUGUCAUGUGGAUUACACAAAGCAGUUUUUGUUUCCUUUUAAUUUGUCUUGUGAAUGUAUUUAAUUAAGAGAUUAAUAUGAAAUGAGAGAACAUAAUGAUGUUGUCAUAUUGAUGAAAUGCCUUUCAGAUGAAAGACAUGUUUUAUUUCUUUUUAAAUAUGGUGUGACGUUUGUUAUUUGUUACAUAAAUGAUACAAUUUUCACCACACAUACAAGUAUGAUACUGUAUUUCUUUGUAUUGCUUGCAAAUAAACGGAAUUAUUAAACAUG
Seriola aureovittata is the source of this 5593-nucleotide messenger RNA. It is a transcript of the gene musk, whose product is annotated as muscle, skeletal, receptor tyrosine kinase. The coding region runs from base 129 to 3029 and encodes 966 amino acids. Gene Ontology annotation, biological process: positive regulation of kinase activity; protein phosphorylation; multicellular organism development. The transcript has 17 exons. The record is from RefSeq and is a predicted model, not a curated record. Gene Ontology annotation, cellular component: signaling receptor complex. Gene Ontology annotation, molecular function: ATP binding; transmembrane receptor protein tyrosine kinase activity; protein binding. NCBI's taxonomy places the organism in Eukaryota, Metazoa, Chordata, Actinopteri, Carangiformes, Carangidae.